GGAAAGAAGGGAUGCAGGUGAACGGAUACAGGGGGAGGUGUUUAUGAACAACCGUUGAAGGCGGGAUUGAGGCAGUGUGUUCUGAACCUUUGGGAUAAAAUUGUACUAUCGGAGGAAAGGAAACCGUAGAAUAACAAAAUGGCUGACCAACUGACAGAAGAACAGAUUGCCGAAUUCAAAGAGGCUUUCUCACUGUUCGACAAGGACGGAGAUGGAACUAUCACCACCAAGGAGCUGGGGACAGUCAUGCGGUCACUGGGCCAGAACCCCACUGAGGCCGAGCUGCAGGACAUGAUCAACGAGGUGGACGCUGACGGAAAUGGAACAAUAGACUUUCCUGAGUUUCUGACCAUGAUGGCGAGGAAGAUGAAGGACACAGACAGUGAGGAAGAGAUCAGGGAAGCGUUCCGUGUGUUCGACAAGGACGGCAACGGCUACAUCAGUGCCGCUGAGCUGCGCCACGUGAUGACCAACCUGGGCGAGAAGCUGACGGACGAGGAGGUGGACGAGAUGAUCAGAGAAGCCGACAUCGACGGCGACGGGCAGGUCAACUACGAAGAGUUUGUACAGAUGAUGACAGCAAAGUGAAGGCCUUGUACAGAAUAACUUUUCUUGUAUAAAAUGAUUUGCCUUUUUCUCUGUUUGUAAUUUAUCUGUAACCCAUAUCUUCCUGCUGUCCUAAGCCCUCAUCCCAUUUUAUUAUCAUUCUUUGAUAUUUUUGUUGCCAUUGUCUUUAAAAGAAAAAGAAUUUUAAAAAAUCAGUGUAAAGGAGUCGUCAAAUGACCAGCUGCUGGGCGUGGCGGGUUAGAAUGACGGGCACUCUUAGCGACUUCGUCCCAGCUGCUCUGGCCACCCGAAGCUGGGCGACCUCACGAGCCGCCUGCCUUCAGGAAUAACCGCAACAAUGUUGGCAUGCAUCUUUUUUGUAAUGUGCAGGAAUAACUGCAUGGACUAUGGACAGAGUAUAUCUAGGGGGGAAAUGUGCCGCACUGCACUACCGCAACAUAAAAAUCUGUAGAAUAUGGGGUGUAUCUGCAGGUACUCUUUUUGUAUUUGUUCUGUACCUUACUGGUUCUUAAUAUGCUUUGUAAUGUUUUAGUCCUCUCUCUCCUUCCUUUUUUUAAACUACAUCUGGCACAACUGUGCCUCAAAGAAUCCAUUCCAAAUUGUAUAUUUGUUUUCCAAUAAAAUGUACAAUUUUA
Anguilla rostrata (American eel) is the source of this 1202-nucleotide messenger RNA. Its product is annotated as calmodulin-1. Lineage: Eukaryota; Metazoa; Chordata; Actinopteri; Anguilliformes; Anguillidae. The transcript is spliced from 6 exons. The record is from RefSeq and is a predicted model, not a curated record. Gene Ontology annotation, molecular function: enzyme regulator activity; calcium ion binding. Bases 139 to 588 code for a protein of 149 amino acids.